This is a messenger RNA of Setaria italica (foxtail millet), 1051 nucleotides long. RefSeq names its product cell number regulator 2. Lineage: Eukaryota; Viridiplantae; Streptophyta; Magnoliopsida; Poales; Poaceae. The transcript has 2 exons. Bases 297 to 830 code for a protein of 177 amino acids. The record is from RefSeq and is a predicted model, not a curated record.
UAACUCCUCGCUCGCGAUGCGCACGCGCUGCCCCGGGAAGCGACGCGACCGCAGAGAAGAGCCCCAGGGCGCGCAGGCGCAGCGGUUGCCGUAACCCCUGGCCGUGUCCGAUAAAUAACUCGCCGCGGGCCGGGGUGGACGCCGCACGCAAAGCGCCAAAUCCGCCGCCCUACAGGCUCUCGCAGCGAGGACUCGAUUACUCUCAACCCGCGGUCGCCCCCCCCCCCCCCCCCCCAACGGUGGUUGGUGGUUUCCGUCUCUCGUCCCCGCGGAAGCAACGAGGCGCCAUCGUCGCCAUGUACCCGAAGGCGGAGGAGGGCGCGCCGCUGCGGGCCUUCCCGAUGAGCGGCGGGGGCGGCUACUACCAGGCGGGCGGCGCGACGGCGGCGCUGGCGGUGCAGGCGAAGGCGCCCGUCGCCGCGUGGUCCACCGGGCUCUGCGACUGCUUCGACGACUGCAGCAACUGCUGCGUGACGUGCCUGUGCCCGUGCAUCACGUUCGGUCAGGUCGCGGAGAUCAUCGACCGGGGGUCGACGUCGUGCGGCACUAGCGGGGCGCUGUACACGCUCAUCAUGCUCCUCACCUGCUGCCAGUGCGUCUUCUCCUGCUUCUACCGCGCCAAAAUGCGCGCCCAGUACGGGCUCCAGGAGAGCCCCUGCGCCGACUGCUGCGUCCACUGCUGCUGCGAGUGCUGCGCCCUCUGCCAGGAGUACCGCGAGCUCAAGAAGAGAGGGUUCGACAUGAAGCUGGGAUGGCAUGCGAACAUGGAGAGGCAGGGGCGCACCGCCGCCACCAUGCCGCCGCAGAUGCACCCCGGGAUGACCCGCUGAUGCUGCCGAGCGAUCGCCUCUGCUGUGGAUACCAAAAUGGAAAAUGCUGCGCCAUGCCCAACCUUCCUUGCGCGCCCGUGUAAUUACGCUAAAGCCUACUAUCGCAGUAAUGAAUUUGUCAUGUGAAACACAGCUCUUUGGUAGCUCUGGAUCUAUGGUCUUUAGGGGUGUUUGGAUACGAGGUGCUAAACUUUGGCAGAGUUAUAUUGGAUGUUCGGAUG